This is a messenger RNA of Akanthomyces muscarius, 849 nucleotides long. RefSeq lists its product as uncharacterized. Gene Ontology annotation, molecular function: aldose reductase (NADPH) activity. Bases 1 to 849 code for a protein of 282 amino acids. Lineage: Eukaryota; Fungi; Ascomycota; Sordariomycetes; Hypocreales; Cordycipitaceae. The transcript is spliced from 2 exons. The record is from RefSeq and is a predicted model, not a curated record. Gene Ontology annotation, cellular component: cytosol.
AUGCCCAAGCUCGUCUACGGCACGGCCUGGAAGAAGGACGCGACAGCCAACCUGGUGUACACGGCUCUCAAGACGGGCUUCCGCGGCAUCGACACAGCCGCGCAGCCGAAGCACUACAAUGAGCAAGGCGUUGCGGCGGGCUUCAAAAAGGCUGUCUCAGAAGGCUUCGUGAAGCGUGCCGAUAUUUUUAUUCAAACCAAAUUCACGCCGCCAAGCGGCCAAAACGAAAAUGCACCGUAUGAAUUCAGCGCGUCUGUGGCAGACAAGGUUCAUCAGUCAGUCCAGUCGUCGCUCAAGAACUUUACCAUAGACGGCCAAGAUGCCUAUCUUGACAGCGUAGUGCUGCACUCCCCGCUCGACACGCUGGACGAUACCAUAGCGGCUUGGAAGACGCUGGAAGGCUAUCAUCCGCACCAGAUCCGUAAUUUGGGCAUCUCCAACGCCACGCUCGGCAUCGUCGAGGCACUGCAUAGUCGCGUUACUGUCAAGCCUGCCGUCGUUCAGAACCGAUUCUACCCGGACACCGAGUACGAGGCUGGGCUGCGCGCGUUUUGCAAGGAGCACGAUAUCAAGUUCCAGUCAUUCUGGACCAUCGGAGCGAACCCGCACCUAGUCAAAAGCCAGCCAGUCGUGGACGUUAUGCAGGGCGCUGGCGUUGAUGCUGUGUCUGCGUAUUAUGCGCUGGUCAUUGGCCUGGAAGGAAUCACGAUUCUGGAUGGAACCACAAAGGAGGCGCACAUGAAGGAAGAUUUAGAGGGCCUUGAGCGCGUUGGUAUAUGGGCUGAAGGCGAUGGUGAGGCGACGUGGAAGAAGGCUCUCGGUAGCUUCAAGCAAAUUAUCGAGUCUUGA